GUAACCUCGAUCCUCUAUGACAUCCGACGACAGCCGGCGACCGCGCACGAAGAUACACCGCACCUCCGCAUGGUGGAACGAGCCGAUAUCGUCGGCACCUGUGGGCACAGACCACCUCCACGAUGGACAAUGCCACUGUUUCUGCACUGUCCAGCCGCCCCAUGUCUGCAAGUUCCCGAUGUCAUCGUCGGGAAACAGGAGGGGAGGAGCAUGCAGCUCUGUGGCGACCGCGAGAAUAGACGCCGGGCGGGAGAUAAGCACUUUCCAUCGACCGGACUUCAGAGCAUGAGCUCCACGCGACUGUCAGGCAAUGAUAAUCAUACAUUCCGCGAGUCCAGAGCAGUCGCCGACACUCUUUAUUUCGACAAGCCCACCCGAGCUCCACCCUCCGCCUCUCGCCUCAAGUUCAUCGAGAUGCACGAGCCAGUGGCGCUUAGUUGUCAUCUCACCGACCAGUCCUCUGCGUCGUAGACCAUGGCCGGAUGAAUGAUUCUGGACACUAAUCAGCAGUGCGACAGGAGCCAUAGAAGACUCACCCUCGAAGCAUCCAGAUCACCGGCCACAAUGCCAGCCACGAUAUCGACGACGGUCGAUCCCACGAGCAGCCUGUGUCGUCGUCUACUUUCUUGGACGACACUCACGGCACAGAUACUAGACGAGUGGACUCUCCCCAACAAGUCGACUCGAUCCGCAGCUGAGACCCACCCCCCACUUCCUUCGCAAACGCCGUCUUCCAAAUGGACCCGACGCGGAUAUGCUGUGGACGAGUGCCACAUCCAAUGCGUCCAUCCAGGUGCGGUUGCACCGCGAGUAGUGGCUGCAGACCAUGCGCACGGAUGGGAUGACGUCGAAAUCGGGCUGCCUCGGCAUUGCAUCCCGCAUGAACACUUUGGGAACUGAGAGCAGAACGGAGUGAGGCGGCAAAAGACGGGUUGCGGAAGUUAGGCAGUUGGGCAAAACGUGCAGCGCAGGGCUUCGCUCUCUUUGCGUCCAUCGAUUUCACGGUUACCGGGGGAUGAACAAUUGGACCGCGUGCGUCCUACUGGUAUCCUUCGCAAGUGACCAGGGCACGGUUCGUUUCCUCUCCAGUCUCGUUUCUGCUUUCUCGUCAAUUUCGGACUGGUUCGCAUAGAACGAAUGAAAGCUGUGACCGACAAGUGGUCUUGUACAACAGCCGUUGCUCGAUCGAGAGCCAUAUCCAGCUAUAACCGCUAGUUGACGGAGAAUUCUGGAUUUCCACUAAUCAUGUGUAACCAAGUGGCUCCGGACCGGCCUGGCUCAUGCGGACGAGGAGGGCGAUGGCGAAUGCGAUCAACAGCGUAAAGACCACCGGAUCUGCGACUAGACCAACUGCCUGCGCAUUCAAACACACACGACAAAACGAUUCCGCGAACGUUGAGAACGCCAAAUGAGGGAAUGGCGGAUAUUUGAAUGUGCAGAAACCGGAGAGUUGUGUCGGAACACAGCUCGUUCCUUGCGGCGUUUUCUGCUGUGCUGAAAGCUGAUCUCGAGUUGACUCAGCCAACGACUCCGGCGAGAGAUAGAAACUCGCUCACCAUCAAUCCUGGUCUGUACCACACGGGUGGCGGCUGCGUUCGAGCUCGGCUCGGGAUUGACAGCUCACAUCCGGACUCUUCAAGACCCCUUCGUCGACCAAUCAUCGUUGCAAACCAGGGCCGGUGGACCGUUGAUUGAUCGUCGUUUGGGAGUGCAAAACCUCUGCUUAGGGCUCGCCCCGUCCAUCCCCGGCGACCAGGGAAGGUCAUUGGAGCAGCUCGAGAUUGUCUCGAGCUUUGAGUGGAAGCAUAUCCCAUCGCGGAUGUCGGCACCCGUGAUUCUGUCGAGCCUUGGGACCUUCGAAUUCAUUCUACCACCUGCUUUCCCAGUCUUCAUCCGUCCUGUGGAGCACCCAGAACCCAAACUCAUCCACGCUAGCGACGGUACCAGUGAACGUCGCGGCUUCGAUAGCAAAGGACUGGCGGAUCCAAUGCAGAUUUGCGAUCCCAUCUGCAAAUCACGCAACAACCGUCUCAACAGAAGGCGUCAUGCAGCAAGGGGAGCGGUACACUCGGUUCUUCGUCAUCGUUUAGAGGCGAGCAGUCUCGACCACCUGAUCGAAAUCAGCACUCGGUGCGGGCCCCGGCUCGAUGCUAUGCCCUCGUCGAACUCCUUUAGCCAAAUGCUGCUGAUUCUGCUAUUGCUCUGGGAUCUUUCAAAGCCAAGUGGGCCAAGUGGGAAAACCAAAAGUUCUCGUUUCGUCAAACAACGGCUAGCGGCAGACCCGGAUGUUGAUCGGGAGGGAUGGUGGCUGCGAGACCGAAGCAACAGAAAUCAGAGAGGAGCAGCUGAGGGCAAAGAUGUCUACGGAAGGUCUUUUGCCGUGCUACAUGCCCCCUUCCAAGGCAGCGACAUCUGUGGACCGGGUGCUGUGUCUUGAUAAGUCAAUAACCAGACUGCCGUGGUUAUUCUUCACUGUUCAGUGCCACACGUGAUGGAAUAAGCGGAGACUUGCCCAGUCGAACACCCCACGAGCUUGCGAGGAUGAGGGUCGAGCCCUAUUCGCGAAGAGAGGAUCAUGUUACAACACAAACACCCACCGCCUUCCUCCUUCUCCGUUUCUAUCUACCUCUCUCGAUCUGACCCCCAAAGAUAACAACCGGCCGCGUUCUUUUGUAUCAUCACUCACAAGACCGUGUCCGCUUAUGAUGUCAUGAGCGUCCCGUAACGGGGGCAAGCACUGGCCUUCCCCAAAACUCCCCACGGACACCACGAGGGAGCGAUCGCUUCUACGCGUCCUGCCGAGCGGGGGACUGCGAUCUCAGUUCUAACAUUCUAACAUGCAGGCAGGAGGACAUCUGCGACUCUAUGCCGGUGGGGGUCCACCAGAGGCAUCGCGGAGACAAUCGUCGCAUAUCAAUAAUCGAUCAUCGUCGAACCCCUCCAGUCAUGAACUUGGUUCGCACACGGUAGCGUCGCUCCCCGUCCGGAAACCGGCAGCACGCCGGGUGUACCACCCCGAUCCACCAGUUGACCGCUCCGACUGGGCAAUGUGGGUCGGAAACGUGCCGAAGCACGCCGAUGAAACCGAUCUCCAGACGUUUUUCACGCAAUUUGAAGACCACGGCGUCGUCUCGAUAUUUUUACUGUCCAAGUCCAGCUGUGCAUUCGUGAACUUUGCGAGCGAGGCGCACUUGAUCGCAGCGAUCCAACAAUAUGACGGCAGACAUCUCCGCCCUGAAUGGUCGAUGGGGCCCGCACUGGUCUGUCGGGUUCGCACCCUCAAUGACGAUCUUUGGACUGGAGUCGGUGGGCAGCGAGGAAUGGGACUCCAUCGGCAGUGGAUCAAGGAUCAUGCAGGGCCUCCAAAUCCAGCACUGGAUGUCUCGGACAGCCAUUCGCCGAGCUCAGCUUCAGACGGGUCAACAACUUCGAGCUUCUUCGAGACACACUUUCCGCGGCGCUUUUUCGUGCUCAAGUGUCAGACGAGGGAAGAACUAGAUCGCUGUGCUAUGGACGGCGUUUGGUACAUCCAGAAGCACAAUCAGGUCGUGCUUGACCAAUCGUUCCGUACUUCCCAAGAGACGAUCCUGUUCUUCAGCAUGAACAAAAGCGGCCAGUUCUACGGUUAUGCCAAAAUGAUCAGCCCGGUGACUUCCAUUGGAUCUGAUCCCCUGCCACAUGGCAUGGAUGCGGGCGAUGCAUCGCCGAACCUGGUUGUGCGAGUCGCAUCGCCAUAUUCGUUCCAGUCAGGUGCCACCCAGUCGGCACCCAGUGUUCUGAGCCGCCGGGUCUCUGACUCUGGAGAAUUCGAUCACGCCGGAGCCCGUCAGCAUCGAUCCCUUAGCUUUAGCCGACUACCUUGGCUGACGUCGCAGCACUCUGGGCCUGAUCCCCAGCUCGAGCCAGAACUGGUGGACAACGUUUCGGGGCCCAGUGAAGGGCAGCCGCGGCUGGCGUCUGGUUUUAGCGGCCAAUUCAGCGUCGAAUGGCUAUGCCGCGAGCCUUUGCCCUUCAAACGGACGCGCGGCAUCGUCAACGGGUGGAACCGGGGUCGUGAAGUCAAAAUCUCGAGGGACGGAACCGAACUCGAGCCGAGUGCUGGAUCGGCGUUGAUAGCGGCCUGGCAAUCGUGGCUGACCGAGCCUAAUCGCCACCGCCAGCUGUAAAUGUCUCUGAUUUUUUGUUAUCUGCCUCUUGCGUAGAUCAGAUGGAUGAAUCUUGCAAGGAGCUCGGGUUUAACUUACAUUUCUCCCAAUCUCUGGAUGGUUGCGAUACCCGUGUUCUAUCCUUUGUACUACUUGCGUCUUUCGGUAGUUACAAUCUCUGUAUUCUCUUCUGCAUAUCAGGUCUCUUGAUUCAUUGUACCCAAGUACCGUGAGAACUGGACUGUCU
Molecule: messenger RNA, 4392 nt
Organism: Mycena citricolor
Lineage: Eukaryota; Fungi; Basidiomycota; Agaricomycetes; Agaricales; Mycenaceae
Source: the annotation of a GenBank genome assembly